Messenger RNA from Apus apus (common swift), 3416 nucleotides. It is a transcript of the gene GULP1, whose product is annotated as GULP PTB domain containing engulfment adaptor 1. The coding region runs from base 287 to 1426 and encodes 379 amino acids. The record is from RefSeq and is a predicted model, not a curated record. Lineage: Eukaryota; Metazoa; Chordata; Aves; Apodiformes; Apodidae. The transcript has 12 exons.
UAACCUGCUGACUUCGCUUAUUUCAUUGCUUCCUCCCUUCAUAAAUACUUGGUAAAAUCUGUAAAAGAAAAAUUAUCUGGUACAUGUAUUUUAAAGAGCAAAUGUUAGUUGAUGGCACAUCUAGUGUACUACACUGGUUUAGGUAAACAGAGAUUAACAACUUCAUACUCACAGGAUUGUAUGGAAAAGAAGUCCUACCACAUUGGUGACUGAAAAUAAAGUGGAGGUUAAAUUUUAGGAAAAAACCCAAACCCAGAAACAUAGUUGACUGGAUAGAUUUUUCAACAUGAAUCGUGCUUUUAGCAGAAAGAAAGACAAAACAUGGAUGCAUACUCCUGAAGCCUUAUCAAAGCAUUAUAUUCCCUAUAAUGCAAAGUUUCUUGGCAGUACAGAAGUGGAGCAACCCAAAGGCACAGAAGUUGUAAGAGAUGCUGUUAGAAAAUUAAAGUUUGCAAGACAUAUCAAGAAAUCUGAAGGCCAGAAGACCCCCAAAGUUGAACUACAGAUCUCAAUCUAUGGUGUAAAAAUUCUAGAUCCAAAAACAAAGGAAGUCCAGCACAACUGUCAGCUGCAUAGGAUAUCAUUCUGUGCUGAUGAUAAAACUGACAAGAGAAUAUUUACUUUCAUAUGCAAAGACUCAGAAUCAAAUAAGCAUCUGUGCUAUGUAUUUGACAGUGAAAAGUGUGCAGAAGAGAUAACUUUAACAAUUGGUCAAGCAUUUGACUUAGCUUACAGGAAAUUUCUGGAAUCUGGAGGAAAAGAUGUUGAAACAAGGAAACAAAUUGCAGGUUUACAGAAAAGAAUUCAAGAAUUAGAAACUGAAAACACAGAACUGAAAAAUAAAGUUCAAGAUUUGGAAAACAAGUUAAGAAUAACACAAGUCCAUGCAUCUCCGCUGCUGCACAUAAAGUGUGAUAAUGAUGAACAUAUGUUUCAAAGACCCUCUACUUUUUUCUGGUGUAACAAUGAGGAUUCACCUCCUUGUUUAGAUAUCUCUUCCAUUACGCUUACUCCUAGGAGUUCUCCUGACUCCAGACUACCAUCUGGAUUGUUAAUACCACCACCUUCAAAAAGUGGUUUUCCAAAGCCAACCAGUGAAUACAGCUGCCCGAGACCUCAUGCAGGCAGUGUGACACCUAAAUCACCCUCCACUGACAUCUUUGAUAUGGUUCCCUUUUCUCCCAUGUCCCCUCAGUCAUCAACACCUACUCGCAAUGGUACACAGCCUCCUCCAGUACCCAGUAGAUCUACAGAGAUCAAGAGAGACCUUUUUGGAGCAGAACCUUUUGACCCUUUUAGCUGCGGAGCAGGAGAUUUCCCUCCAGACAUUCAGUCCAAACUAGAUGAGAUGCAGGAGGGGUUCAAAAUGGGAUUAACUCUUGAAGGCACAGUAUUUUGUCUUGACCCACUAGACAGCAGGUGCUGAUGCCAAGAAACUAAAUGUGAAAUUCCUACACGGUAUUUUUUUUUCGUUCUGAACACAUAUUCACAGAUAUUAUCCACGUGCCAAAAACUGCUUUUUUUCAACAUCUAAGCUCCUGUGAGAUUUGCUUCUGUAAAAAUCCCACUUAGUUCCAGUCUUUCCCUGUAUAAAUGUAAAAAGCUGUAUUUGUCUAUGAAGUACAAAUUAAAUUACGUUGUUGUGUUUCUUUCUCUCACACAUCGGCCCAAAUUUACUGCACUUUGUCACCAUUAGCCAGAAGUUCUUCAGAAAACUCCCACAUACCUCUCUCUGUUUGCAGGAUUGCAAGCAUGUUUUUUGCAUAAUACUAUACUUGGCAGCAUUUUUAAGUGAAGUUUUUAAGCCAGUAAUUAAUACUCAAGCAGUAGAGUUAUUAAUACAUAGUACAAAAAAGAUCAAAUUGCAAAAGGCAGAAAAUAUUGACCAUUUAUCUCUGCUUAAAAGGUAAAUCUGGAUGCAUUGUAAUUGAUUUUCCAUUACUGUGUAUGGUUACUCUGCUGUAUAUAUGACAAUAGUUUAUAAAAAACAGAAGAUUUUGUAGGUCCUUUACUCAUGUUUUAGAAACUAACAAAUUAUUGGUAUGCUAAUUAGUGCUUAAUGAGCAUAGAAGAACUGCUAAAUUUCAGAAUGGACAAAGUAACUGCCCUUUGUUUUGAUAUUUUACAGUUCAACUGUAAAUCUGUGAAUUUGGAAUUCAUUACAUGAUAACCAUCACUUAAAAAGAUGAUUAUGGUCUUGCAUUUACUUAGGAAUAUAUGUAAUUUUGUGUAUAAUCAGGCACUCGGCUAAAUUCUGUAAGUUACUUUCAACACCUGAAUGUUUACAGGCAGGCUCUGUUGCGUGUUUUUAAUGUGAUAUGUCUUAUUAUAAUUUUGAAGCUGACUGCAAGAAUUCAGUAGAAGUUAGUAAGUCCUUCAUACCCGCUGAUUGUUCAUGUUACAGAAAUACCUGCACACUCCAAUUUUUGGCUGCCGGUGAGUUUAACGCUGACCUUUUUAUGCAUACUUUUCAUUAAUUUUUAACAUAAGCAAUAAAGUAUAAUCAUAAACUUAUCUCAGAAUAGGAUUAUCAUUAGUGCUUUGAUGUCCAAAUUCCACAUUAGUUCAGUUAAAAAACUUUCAAAUCUGUCAUGUUUUCCUCUUGAAACAUACAGGUGUGGAAAAGACAAAAAAUUCAGAAUUCUAAGAGUACAUUUUCUUUCUUUUUUUCCUAAGAGGUUUUUUGUGAUACUUACAGUCUUGUCCUUAGUGAUUACAGUUUACACCAAAAAAAGUAUUUUUAAGUUCAUCAUCACUUGUAUUUCUCUAUGCCUUGUUCAACAAAGUACUUUUGCAUAUACCUUUGAGGGUCGCUGAAAUGAAGGGGAUUAUUCCUUUGCUGAGUUUGACAUACACUCAGGUACCUUGCUGAAUGGGGCCUUAAUGUCCUACAUUGCAUUAGUCUUCCUCUCUCUUUGUUCAACAUUCAUAUCGAGUAUUAUAUAUAAAUAUAUAUAUUAAAAUAUAUAAAAUCACUAACAAAUAGAAUAGUAUAUGUUUCAUAAAGAAAAAUCUUUAUAAUUUUGUUUGUCAUAUAGUAUUUUGGAAUUUGUAUAAUGAGGAUGUUUAGCAGCCAUAGCAAUGGCCUUUUGUAACAAAUAGAAUUUGUAUUUUUAUUGUACUUUAAAAAGCUUUACAUAAUAAGCAUCUAUUUAGUGGUCAUUUAUUAUCAAUGGUAACACUAAGAUAAUAUUUGCACAUUUUAAAAAACCUUUUUCUUUACUGAUUUUUAUGAUAGUUGAAUGCAGAUGGCAUGGUUAAAUACAUUACCAAUCAAUCCAUACAAAAAUACUAUAAAUCAACGCAACAGUGCAUUUUUAAUGAAAAGGUUAUGUGAUCCAAUUGGAAGCUGUAUUUCUAUGUAAUCUCAAAUGUGUUUAAUUUUGCCUAAAAUAAAUGUUUUUAAAUAAAUCACA